Molecule: messenger RNA, 780 nt
Organism: Drosophila takahashii
Lineage: Eukaryota; Metazoa; Arthropoda; Insecta; Diptera; Drosophilidae
Product: cytochrome b5
Cellular component (GO): membrane; intracellular membrane-bounded organelle
Molecular function (GO): heme binding
Source: RefSeq, a predicted model, not a curated record
GGGCAAGUACAAGCGAUCUAGGCGAUAUUUUGCACUAUUGAUAAAAGUUAAACAUAAGCAAAGGUUGGCCAUUGGCACGCGUCCAGUGUUUGCAAGUCCGUCCAACGGUUAACAGCUCCUAAAAUUAGCAAAUUAACAGCAGUUAUUAAAAAACAUUCCUCUACACGGGAAAGCAAUCAAGCAAUCGAUCCAAUCAUGUCGCAGUUGUAUGAACCCGCCGAGGUGGCCGAGCAGAAUGGCAAGAACGGCAAACCCUGCUGGCUGAUCAUCAAGGGAAACGUCUACGAUGUGACCAAGUUCCUGGUGGAACAUCCUGGCGGCAGCGAAGCUCUCCUCGAAUAUGGCGGCAAGGACGCCACCAAGGCCUUCAAGCAGGCCGGACACUCUUCCGAUGCCGAAAAGGAUCUGAAGAACUACAAAAUCGGAGAAAUAAAUUCGGCGGCACCCAUCCAAAGCCAGCCCACUUCCAUUGCGGCAAAAAAGCCGGCGGAAAGUCCCAUAUCAGGCGAUCCGGAACCGGCGAAAAAGAGCUCUUCCUCCUUCUGCUGCUGCUAGUCAUCGUUUUACACAUGUCAUUUAAUUGAUUUAUUAACAUAGGAUCAGGUCGUAAUUAAUUUAGCGUAAUUAAUUUGUAACUAAGUCUAGGUUUAUCUCAUAAUAGCUUCGCAACAUAGUCGUGCCCACAAAACUAUCCUAAAAAGAUCAACUCUUCUUACCUCGAUUUGAAAAAAUUGCAAAUAAAUCCGGUGGAGCUGCUCCACCAUAUUGGAAAAAAUUAAA